AGUGAACGGCGCAAACAUGGGACCAGACUGGGUGGAUUUCCUCGAAUACAUCAAUUCGACCCCGGUCCCUCGAGACGAGAUCGAGCACUUCCAAGCCACGUGGGCUAGGAGAUACGUCGACAAUCCAGCCUACAAGCCAAUCGUGACUUUCUCUCGGAUACCAAAGUCCGAUGGGGUCGACACGUUCUUCGCAAAGACCAUCAGAUCUCCCAGCACCGUCCCCAACGCGCUUAUGUUGAUCCGCAAAGAUUUUGUCACUCCUGCAGAGGAACCGUCGCCGCCACCACCACAGCAGCAGCAGCAGCAGCACAAAGGGAGGAAUCGAGACGGCAAAAACGACAACGGCCCGCCGCCGGACUGCAUAUGGCUGCUCGACCUGCGCUCAGACUUGAACGGCUUCAAGGACACCACGCAUGGCGGCGUGCUCUGCGCGCUGAUGGACGAGGCCUUGAGCAUCUGCGUCGAGAUCCACCGCCAGCAGACCAUGGGGAGGAGGUCCAACUUGUACACCGCGUACCUUACCACCAGUUACCGAGCGCCGGUGAUCAACCCGUGCACUGUGGCGGUGAAGACGAGGCUCGAGAGGAGGGAAGGCCGGAAAUGGUUCUUGACCGGGCGUCUCGAGGACGAGCAGGGGAAGGUCUUGACAGAGGCAAACGGGCUUUGGGUCGCGGCAAAGGAAAAGCUGUGAUGAAUGAAUGAUCUC
Molecule: messenger RNA, 706 nt
Organism: Cladophialophora immunda
Lineage: Eukaryota; Fungi; Ascomycota; Eurotiomycetes; Chaetothyriales; Herpotrichiellaceae
Exons: 1
Coding region: 17-691 (224 amino acids)
Source: RefSeq, a predicted model, not a curated record